AUGCAUUACUUUCAACCACAAGAACAAUUCCAGCAUUUACCCAACGAUACGGAGUUACUUGGUAAGCAUCAAGUCACCCAUGAACCGUCUUACGUAGAUCAUGCCACCGCUGAACCACAAAAGAAAAAAACAAAGUUCAGUUGCCGGUUUUGUGACCGGAUAUUCACGAAAGUAUGCUAUUUAAAUCAACAUACCAACGCUCAGCACAACGAGCAAAGGCGGUUCAAGUGCACAAAGUGCGGAAAGAAGUUUGUAUCGCAGGAAAUCCUUGACGCUCAUACGGAGAAACAUAUACGCGAUAAACCAUACAAAUGCAGCAUUUGCCCGAAGCAGUACAAUUUUAGGGCCGACUUGAAGAGACACAUGUUCAUGCAUGAUAAGAGCAACAACCCUUAUAUUUGCACGAUUUGUGGUAAGGGAUUUUCGAGGAACGAUCAUUUCAAGAAUCACUGCUUGAUUCAUGAGAGGAAGGCUCUCUUAAAGGAUUUGAUUGUGUAA
Molecule: messenger RNA, 498 nt
Organism: Brassicogethes aeneus
Lineage: Eukaryota; Metazoa; Arthropoda; Insecta; Coleoptera; Nitidulidae
Source: the annotation of a GenBank genome assembly